AUGUUAGGUACUGUUUUUAGAAUUGUUAGCCCUAAAUUUAAUACUCAAGACAAUAAUUGGGUUUUGCCAUUAGAAAUAUGCAGCGAAGAUGAUAGAGAAUAUCAACAGAUAUUUGAACAUGAAAAAUGCGAAUUAGUUGGUGAAAAUCCGACUUAUUAUAAUUCAGCUGAAUUAAUGUAUCGUGUUGGUGACUAUGAUACAAGCGAAAAAUAUUUUAAUGAAUAUUUAAAAAUGCCUACUAGUACAAUCGAUACUAUCCAAGGUUAUGCUGGUCUCAGUAAAGUAUAUGGUCGAACAAAGAAUGAAGAAUUUCAAAUGCAAUGUAUCAACAAAUCAUAUGAAAUUAUAAAAGCCGAACACACAGCUAUUGAAAAUUCCAAUGAGCUUGAUGAAUUAAAUAAACUACUAAAUGACACUUUACUAAACGAAGAUGAAAGUUCUGAUAUUCAAAUGAUCAAAGCUAUGGUAAAUAUUCAAAAUAAACGUAAUGAUUUAGCUAUUUUAAAUUAUCAAAAGGUAUUAUCUAUUCAAAAGAGACAAUCACCAGAAAAUCAUCCAGAUAUUGCUCGCACACUCUUCAUCUUGGGUCACUCUUAUGUAUCAUUGAAACAAUUCGAACAAGGAGAGAAAUCCAUGCAAGAAGUAUUACAGAUACGCCGCAAAUCACUAUCUGGUAAUAAUCAUUAUCUUGCAUUGACAUAUAGUAGUUUAGGUUCUCUCUAUAAGAUAAUGAUGAAAAAUGAAUUAGCGUUGGAAUAUUUCCUAAAAGCACGUGAAAUACAUCUUGCAUCUGAUAAACCUGAAACACUUGAUCUUUGA
Rotaria sp. Silwood2 is the source of this 819-nucleotide messenger RNA. The record is from the annotation of a GenBank genome assembly. NCBI's taxonomy places the organism in Eukaryota, Metazoa, Rotifera, Eurotatoria, Philodinida, Philodinidae.